AUGACUCCACAUCAAAACAGCACAAUUGUUUUACAAGACAAUCCUGGGGAGCUAGCCCUGUCCACAGCCCGGGAUGUGAUUAGGUACCCUAGAAGCCAAGAGAAAAGUGUGAUGAAAGAUUCCAAUCCGUCAAUAACGUUAUUUUGCUCCAUGACCGAUUCUGGGGAGGAGAUCACUUAUAGUGCAACACGCAAUGGUCUGUAUGCUGUAAUGAGAUCCAUCAGGACAACAUUGAUCUCCAUGGACGAUCAAAUGGAAGUUCCACCGCCUUCCCAAAAGCUCUCUCGAUUGAAGGCGAUGUACAGGGUUAAACGAAGCAAGUCAUUGCUUCUUGUUUCCGCGACUCUCAAAGUAUAUCAGUCAGCAUUGACAUUGAUGGUAAAUGAAGGAGAGAUGAGGGGGUGGCUUCAGGAGACAGUGGAGAAGGUUGUAAGUGACAAUUGCUCUCAAGUCAGGGAGUCCUUUAGUGAGAGAAGUUUAGAGUUGGCAAUCAGGGAGGUCCUGCUCCAGAAUCGGCCUGAUCCGAAGUGUCAAAUAUCCUUUCAGAGUCAACCGACGGUCUCCUCUGAUAGGCACAGGUAUCCAGUGCCCACAAGCACUGUCAAGAAUAGCAAGAAGAAGGGUGGUGGUGUGAAAGGGGUAGGACGAAAGAGCAAUGCUGCCAAAACUGCUGUUGCGAAUAAUGCAGCACAAAGGAGUCAACCAACUGGUGAAUGGUAG
Molecule: messenger RNA, 720 nt
Organism: Tremella mesenterica DSM 1558
Lineage: Eukaryota; Fungi; Basidiomycota; Tremellomycetes; Tremellales; Tremellaceae
Exons: 1
Coding region: 1-720 (239 amino acids)
Source: RefSeq, a predicted model, not a curated record